Messenger RNA from Anguilla rostrata (American eel), 2866 nucleotides. RefSeq names its product sodium- and chloride-dependent GABA transporter 2-like. Lineage: Eukaryota; Metazoa; Chordata; Actinopteri; Anguilliformes; Anguillidae. The coding region runs from base 1085 to 2854 and encodes 589 amino acids. The transcript has 15 exons. The record is from RefSeq and is a predicted model, not a curated record. Gene Ontology annotation, molecular function: gamma-aminobutyric acid:sodium:chloride symporter activity. Gene Ontology annotation, cellular component: plasma membrane. Gene Ontology annotation, biological process: sodium ion transmembrane transport.
UGUAUUAUAUAGCGCUUUGGAUAAAAGCGCUAUAUAAAUGCAGUCCAUAUUAGCUUUACAUUAGCGUGUCAACCACCCCUCUGCAAUCCAUUCCAAUGGCUACGCCUCCACCCACCCCGGGACCGCAAAUGGUUAAUUUCUGCAGCACAACCCCAGCCCUCCAGCCCCAAGUUAAGUUCCAACAGCUUCAAACACUGAUAAAGCUGGCAACCCUAGAAUGGGUCAAACACAAUAACUCUUCCUCCUAUUCUUCCUCUUAAUGGAACAACCCCCUUUUUCUUCUUUAAAUACAGCAGAUAUGGAUCACUGGAAUUUAUUUAACCAGAAUACCUUAUUAGAAGUCAGUGAAAUGAUUGGACACUGGUGGGAUGCCUCAUUUGUAGGGCCACCAUUUUGUCUCCACCGCAUGACCUGCUGGAAUUUAAACUUGUAUUUCAAUGGUUAUAAUCCAGGGGUCCCCAUUGGCACUCCAACAACACAGUCAAGUGAUUAAUCCUACAAUAAUUGAGUUUAUAAUUGAGAAAUGUAUUUUUUUAAAAUAAUAAGUUGAUCUAAUUGGUGAACAUGGAUGUAACAUAGUUUAAAUGCUGCGAAAAGCAUGUCUUUCAGCCAACGGUCCUGGUCCUGGAGGUCUGCUGGCUUUUGUUGUUGCUAAGCACUUCAGUAGCACAGCAAUUGAUCACUUAAAGCAGUUGUUUAUACAAUUAAUUCAGGUCACCUGGUUUAUUGGGUCUGAAUCAGUCACUGAUCUAAAAAACCAACUGACUCUGUGGCUCUCCAGGACCAGGACUGAGUAUCAUUGCAGUAAAAAUAAAAAUGCUUCCAUAAAAAGCAGGUUUUUGUUUUAGCCCAGCACUUCGGCACCUAAUUCUACAUGAGGUCUUGAUGGAAGACCAUGGUUAGUUAAUUAGUUGACUCAUGAAUUUAUUUAUUUUUCAAACUUUUUGUGCAAGUUAAAUGCUACAUAAAUACUCUCAUUUUUAACUUGCUUCUAACAAAACCUAACAUGCCCCUACUGUAGCAUGUCCACAGUGAUUGCUGUGUCUAGACAAAGGGCGAAGAGUGAGGAACGAAGGAAGACGGGAUGAAGAUGGAAAGGGAGACCGCUGAAAGGCCAUUGGAGGAGAGGGGCCAGUGGGGGAGUAAGGUGGAGUUCCUCCUGGCGGUGGCGGGGGACGUAGUGGGGCUGGGAAAUGUGUGGAGGUUCCCAUACCUCUGCUACAAGAACGGCGGCGGAGCGUUCCUUGUGCCGUAUUUGCUCUUUGCGGUGACCUGUGGGAUACCCCUGUUCCUGCUGGAGACUGCCAUGGGACAGUACACCCAGGAGGGGGGCGUCACCUGCUGGAGGAAACUGUGCCCAUUGGCUGAGGGAAUUGGCUAUGCGGGCCAGAUGAUCCUUUUUUACGCCUGCAUGUGUUAUAUUGUCAUCCUGGCCUGGGCUCUCUUCUACCUCUACUUCUCCUUCAGCUCACAUCUGCCCUGGGCCAGCUGCUCAAACACCUGGAACUCAGAUCACUGUGUGGACCUUUCCAACAAAAACCUCAACACAAACUGGACCCAACAGCCCAACAACUCAUCCUCUGCAGCCACCGAGUUUUGGGAGAGACGUGUGCUGGCGAUCUCGGGGGGCAUUGAGGAGGUGGGCAGUCUGAGGUGGGAGGUGCUUCUGUGCCUCAUCAUCAUGUGGGUCAUCUGCUACUUCUGCAUCUGGAAGGGGGUGAAGUCUACAGGCAAGGUGGUUUAUUUCACUGCUACUUUCCCAUACCUGAUGCUUUUGGUGUUGCUGAUACGAGGGCUAACUCUACCUGGAGCUCUGCAGGGGGUGGUGUUCUACCUGUACCCUGACCCCUCCCACCUGACAGAUCCACAGGUGUGGAUGGAGGCAGGAUCUCAGAUCAUCUUCUCCUACAGUCUUGGAGCGGGAACUCUGACUGUGCUGGGUAGCUACAACACAUAUAACAACAACUGCUACAAGGACUGUUUGUGGCUGUGCCUGCUGAACAGCGGGACCAGUGUAGUGGCGGGAUUCGCGGUCUUUUCUGUGCUGGGGUUCAUGGCACAUGAGCAGGGCGUCGCCAUUGAGGAAGUGGCAGAAUCAGGACCUGGUCUGGCAUUCAUUGCGUACCCCCAAGCAGUAGCAAUGAUGCCCCUACCUCAGCUGUGGGCCGUGUGUUUCUUCAUUAUGAUCAUCCUGCUGGGCCUGGACACACAGUUUGUGGCGAUGGAGGGGGUGAUGACAACAAUGAAGGACCUGUUUCCAACGGUGCUGCGGAGGGCCGGGCACAGAGAGAUCUUCCUCCUGCUCUUCUGCCUCACCUGCUUUGUCUUGCAGCUGGUGAUGGUCACACAGGGGGGGAUGUAUGUGUUCCAGCUCUACGACUACUAUGCCAUUAACGGGGCCUGUGUAUUCUUCCUGUGCGUGUUCAAGGUCCUGGCCAUGGGCUGGCUGUUUGGGGCGGAGCGCAUGGUCGAUGUGAUUGAGGACAUGACCGGGGAGCGUCCCUGCCUCAUCUUUAAGCUCUGCUGGCUCUACAUCACACCGCUGGUGACCCUGGGAUCCUUCAUCUUCUCUGUGGUGGAGUACCAGCCCCUGACCUUUAAUCGCUGGUAUGUGUACCCAGACUGGGCGUACGUGCUGGGCUGGCUGCUGGCCCUCUCCUCUGUUGUACUGAUUCCAGGGUGGAGCCUGGUCAAGCUCUCCCUCAGCACUGGCACUCUCAGACAGCGUUUGUCUCAUCUGAUUCACCCUGAUGAUGACCUCCCCCUGACCCGGAAGCAAAUGGCUGAGCGAGAGCAUGCAAUUUCUGCUACAGAGAUGGAAGAGUUAGUGACCAACCAAAAGUCAAUAAAGUGACAGUAAAAGGUU